Staurois parvus is the source of this 306-nucleotide messenger RNA. The record is from the annotation of a GenBank genome assembly. NCBI's taxonomy places the organism in Eukaryota, Metazoa, Chordata, Amphibia, Anura, Ranidae.
AUGGCAGUCAGACUGUGUGAUGUGGCUUCUCUGCUUAGAAGUGGUUCGUGGGCAGCAGAGCCUUGGACUGGGCAGGUAAUAGCUGCCAUGGAAACACAAUUGUCCAAUGGUCCCACAUGCAAUAACACAGGCAAUUGUCCAAACUCUAUAAACUGCACAUCACCGGUGGACUCCAGCAAUACAGAGGACAGCAAGACCAAUUUAAUAGUUAACUACCUUCCUCAGAACAUGACCCAGGAAGAGUUGAAGAGCUUAUUUGGAAGUAUUGGAGAAAUUGAAUCCUGUAAGCUUGUGCGGGAUAAAAUA